Molecule: messenger RNA, 1452 nt
Organism: Scleropages formosus (Asian bonytongue)
Lineage: Eukaryota; Metazoa; Chordata; Actinopteri; Osteoglossiformes; Osteoglossidae
Exons: 9
Coding region: 111-929 (272 amino acids)
Biological process (GO): regulation of DNA-templated transcription; spermatogenesis
Cellular component (GO): nucleus
Molecular function (GO): protein dimerization activity; DNA-binding transcription factor activity, RNA polymerase II-specific; RNA polymerase II cis-regulatory region sequence-specific DNA binding
Source: RefSeq, a predicted model, not a curated record
CUUUACAGCGGUACAGGACGUGUGAGGCGCCUCUUAAACACGUUGUUGGGUAGGUGUCCAAAAAUAGUGGAUUAAAUUUAGUGGCGCUGAAACAGCAGAGUGGUGAACAAAUGAACGCGUCCGCGGCGGAAUGCCCAGAAGAGUCACGGGCGGAGGUGCGCGGCGCGGGGUCGCGCUCGGACAGCUCAAGCUGUAGCGAGUCUGAGGAAGAGCAGAACCUCAACGAUUUCCAGAGGAAAAUGAAGCUGGAGCAUCGGCAAGCACUGGCCAAAAUUAACAAGGCCUGUGUGAUGAUGGAGAGAAACCGCAGGAAGCGAAUCACAGUGAGCUGCGGUAAACUCCGGGAGCUUCUGCCCAGACUGCAAGGUGUCCGAAGUGAUAUGGUGACAGUUCUGGAAAUGACAAUUGCCUUUCUGGAACAUGUUAAGGUCUUUGCGGAGGGACACCAGUACAGAGAGAUUCUAUACCCACCACAAGAGCUGUACUGUAUGUGGCUCCUAGAGACCCAGCUGCGGAAGCAGGAAUGUCAAAGGAAGGUUUCUGAGGAGGAGCAACGGCAGAAUGUCCAGCGAUGCCCGAGAAGACAGGGUGUGCAGAAAUGUUUGGGUGACGGCACUAGAAGAAAGCCAAGUAGCAAUUGUAUAACUAGUUCAGAUCAGCAGGAGUCUUCAGCUGUGGAGAAAAGAGCAAAUCCACCACAGCACCUGACACUCCCGGACAUACAGCAGACUAACUCUCCAGUGGCUUCUUCAGUGUUGGAAACGCAAGAAAAAUUCUGUGCCCCAUCCUUCUGGAGUCCUGUGAACCUGAUAUCUCCACUGAGCUCUGUCUCUAGGAUCCAUUGCCCUACUCCGAUGAAUGAAAGCAUUCACUGUGAAAAUGGAAUUGAAAGAAUCUCACCUUACACAUCUGGUGCCCAUCUUCUGUAGGUUUGUCCUCAUGGAUGUAAUGAACAAGUUUGUGGCCCUGCUCCGGUUUCCAUCAACUCUUGACAGCAGCACCUCUUCAAGUAUUCCUGUGUGCUGCCUUCAGCUCAGCAUUUCCUUUUAAUUUAAUAAAAUGUAUGGCUCAACAGGGCACAAGUUCUCCAAGUGAAUAUUUAAACAAAUUGUAAAAAUUGAUUGGGUCUGGGUUUUAUUUAUUGAUAUGGGACCUGGCAUAUUCUCUUUGAGUAGAAUUUUAGAUGUACAGGUUUUCCCCCUUUCAAGUAUUCUGGGGAAAAACCAUAAGGUGAAUAAUCAUUCAUCUGAUUACCAUUCCAGUAGCAAUUUUUUUUUGUCCUCCCUACACCCCAAAAAAAGACCUUUUUAUGAUGGACCCAAUUGUCUGAACAGUUGUCAUUACUCUAAGUGCCUUCUUGUACAACUGUCUUAAGUACCUGAGUUAUCUAGAGAACUGAGGCUGCCCCGACUCCCUGUACUCUUCAGACAUUUCAAGUAGUGUGAUGACUGA